This is a messenger RNA of Oryza sativa Japonica Group (Japanese rice), 3215 nucleotides long. NCBI's taxonomy places the organism in Eukaryota, Viridiplantae, Streptophyta, Magnoliopsida, Poales, Poaceae. The record is from RefSeq and is a predicted model, not a curated record.
UGUGCCCGAAGGUCCAUCAAACGCUGCCCCCUGCUGGGACCGGCUCGGCCAUGGCUCGUCGGUGGCGGCGGCGGAGGAGGAGAGGAGGAGGAGGAGGAGGUGGAGGAGGAAUUGCAGAUCGAAACCGGUGCACUGUGCUUGCAACAAAAAUUGUGGCUACAGAACUCUGUCAAUGGAAGGAGUAGGGAGAUGCUACAAUAGAAAUGAUUUUUUUUCCUUUUUUUUUUCAGGGAUACAACAGAAAGGAGUUGGUGGAAGAGUGAAAUUGGAAUUUAUUAUUCUCCAAUUAUUUUCUGUGAAUCUGUUCUCAAAUGUAGACAACAUAUCGUGGGGCAGAUAAACCGGUGGAAAUUCUCUGUGCCACCAAUGAUACAAGUACUUGAGUUGAUGGAUAGUCACUUCCCAGUCAACACAGGAGAAUUGGUUUGAUGCUUUGAUGUUGAUGGUACCACCAUGGAGAAUGCAAGUAAGAAGAAAGAGAAGUUUUGUUAUUUGGAACUGCGGCGAAAGGAAUUUCCACGCUUUAUUUCCAACCUGUCCUUCGGAUGAAUCUAGAGCUGAUUGGUCUUUUCUGGGAGCCAUGAUGUGGAAAAGGAGCUCUUGCAGGGAAGUUAUUACUUUGCUGAUUAUGUCUUUGUGGUUAGAAAGAUGUUUAGGAACAGACAGCAUCUCUGCAAAUGAAACACUUCCAGAUGGGCAGACCAUAGUGUCCAUGAAAAAUGUGUUUGUACUUGGUUUCUUUAGCCCUGGAGCUUCAAGUCAUCGAUAUGUUGGUAUAUGGUACAGCAACCCAGUAAAUAGAACAAUCGUAUGGGUUGCUAACAGGAACGAACCACUAUUAGAUGCUUCAGGAGUCCUUAUGUUUGAUGUUAAUGGAAACCUGGUCAUUGCGCAUGGAGGCAGAUCACUCAUAGUGGCUUAUGGACAAGGAACCAAAGACAUGAAAGCCACAAUCCUGGAUUCUGGUAAUCUUGCCCUGAGCAGCAUGGCUAACCCAUCAAGGUAUAUAUGGCAGAGUUUUGAUUCUCCUACUGAUACAUGGCUCCCUGAAAUGAAGAUUGGACUCAGGACAACAAACCAAACACUCAUUUCAUGGUCGAGCAUUGAUGACCCAGCAAUGGGGGAUUACAAACUUGGAAUGGAUCCUGCUGGGCUGUCACAUCCUGCUGGGCUGUCACAAUUCAUUGUCUGGUGGAGAGGGAAUAAUUUUUGGACCAGUGGACACUGGAGUGGUGACAUGUUUUCUCUCAUCCCAGAACUAAAAUUUUUUACCACCAUCCCAAUUUUCUUCAAAUGUAACAAUUCUACCAAUGACAUCACUUGCACAUACUCUGCUAACCCAUCCGAUAGGAUGACAAAGAUUGUUUUGAAUUCAACUGGAUCAUUAAGCAUCAUGCAGUUUGAUUCUCUUGAGAAAUCAUGGAUUUUGUUAUGGAGACAGCCAAGUACUUGUGAAGUUCAUAACCUAUGUGGAGCUUUUGGUAUAUGCAAUGACAAUGAUGCAGUGCCUAAGUGUUAUUGUACAAAAGGAUUUGUUCCACAGGACAUAAUAGCAUAUACUAAUGGGUAUACCAGGGAGGGCUGCAACAGGCAGACCAAGCUGCAAUGUAGCAGUGACGAGUUCUUUGAGAUUCCUAAUGUACGGCUUCCUGAUAAUAGAAAGAAGCUGCCUGUUAUGGGUCUUAGUGAGUGCAAACUGGCAUGUUUGAUGAACUGCUCUUGUACAGCUUAUGCUUAUUUGCAGUUGGAUGGAUGCAGCUUGUGGUAUGGUGAUCUUAUGAACUUGCAGGAUGGUUAUGAUGUUCAUGGUGCAGGAACUCUAUGCCUUCGUCUGGCAGCGUCAGAAGUAGAAUCUGGAAGAAACUCAGGCUCGGGUCACAAAAUGCUUUGGAUGGCGUGUGUGAUUCCACCUGUUGUAGUUCUUUCCUUUUGCUCCCUUUCCUUUGUUCUUUGGAGAAGACGGAGUCAAAACAAAGGUAAAGAAAAUUUACAUGCUCACCACUCCUUGAUGACUCUGGAUACGGACAGUGCAGUCAAACUUUGGGAGAGUGAAGAAGCAGGUUCUCAGUUUGUGCUGUUUUCCUUCUCCCAAAUAGCAAAUUCCACCAACAACUUUUCAGCUCAAAACAAGCUUGGUGAGGGGGGGUUUGGUCCUGUGUACAAGGGAAACUUACCUGAUAGGCAGGAUAUUGCUGUCAAGAGGCUUGCAACAAAUUCGGGACAAGGGUUAGUUGAAUUUAAGAAUGAGGUCCUGCUGAUAGCAAAACUUCAACACGUAAAUUUGGUUAGGCUUUUAGGCUGCUGCAUCCAAGGGGAAGAAAAGAUACUUAUCUACGAGUACAUGCCAAAUAAAAGCUUGGAUUUCUUCCUCUUUGAAAAAUCAAGAAGUGUGGUAUUGGACUGGAGAAAGCGAAUACAUAUAAUUGAAGGAAUUGCUCAUGGUCUUCUUUAUCUUCACAAACAUUCUAGACUGAGAAUUAUUCAUAGGGACUUGAAAGCAAGCAACAUUCUGUUAGACAUUGAUAUGAACCCUAAGAUCUCUGAUUUUGGCUUGGCGAGAAUAUUUGGCUCUAAAGAAACUCAAGCUAAUACAAACAGGGUUGUUGGGACAUAUGGUUACAUGGCUCCUGAGUAUGCCAUGCAAGGCAUUUUCUCGGUUAAGUCUGAUGUGUUUAGCUUUGGGGUGUUGCUUUUGGAGAUCGUCAGCGGAAUGAGAAAUGCAGGAUCCCACCGACGUGGGCGCUCUCUUAACCUCCUUGGUCAUGCCUGGGAGUUAUGGAGGGAAGGCAGAUGGUUUGAUCUCGUUGAUCCAUCAACACGUGAUGCAUAUCCUGAGCAUAGGGUACUGAGAUGUGUUCAUGUUGGCCUGAUGUGCGUCCAAGAGAACGCUGUUGAUCGUCCCACUAUGAGCGAUGUCAUCUCAAUGCUUACUAGCGAAAGCAUCACCUUACCUGAUCCUAGGCAGCCUGCUUUCCUCUCCAUUGUGCUUCCAGCCGAAAUGGAUGCCCAUGAUGGAUCCUUUUCUCAAAAUGCAAUGACAAUUACUGAUCUGGAGGGUAGAUAAUAAUAUCAUGUCCACCUGUCCAGCAUAUGCUGUUCUUAAAGCUUGAUCAAAUCCAUUUGGCAUAAUGUAUUGUAUGUUCUUACAGCUGGACAUGCUUAUUGAUUGACAGAGAAAAAUCUGAAAAUUGAUGAGUUUCACUGUGGGUGCCGUA